AUGGAGUGUCAGAAAAUUAUCAAUUUUGGAAACCAACUUCUUCGCCGGAAAAACGUGGACUGCACUCGAGAAGAUAGUCGGCUCUCACGAUGCCUUAACACGUUUGACUUAGUGGCUCUGGGUGUAGGCAGCACUUUGGGUGCAGGUGUCUAUGUACUGGCUGGAGCCGUGGCACGGGAAAAUGCGGGACCUGCCAUUGUUAUCUCCUUCUUGAUUGCUGCCUUGGCUUCAGUGCUGGCCGGACUCUGCUAUGGAGAAUUCGGUGCUCGAGUUCCUAAGACGGGAUCAGCUUAUCUCUACAGCUACGUGACCGUGGGCGAGCUGUGGGCCUUCAUCACAGGGUGGAAUUUAAUCCUCUCCUAUGUUAUUGGAACCUCGAGCGUGGCCAGAGCCUGGAGCGCGACGUUUGAUGAAAUCAUAGGCCAGCACAUUGAAGAAUUUUGUAAAAAAUACAUGACGAUGGAUGCUCCCGGAGUGCUAGCAAAAUACCCAGACAUCUUCGCCGUGGUGAUAAUCGUCAUCCUAACAGGGCUUUUAAUUUUUGGCGUGAAGGAAUCUGCCCUGGUGAACAAAGUGUUCACCUGCAUCAACAUCCUUGUCCUCGGCUUCGUCAUGGUCUCCGGCUUCGUGAAAGGGUCUAUUAAAAACUGGCAGCUGACUGAACAGGACAUUUACAACACCAGCCACAGCAUUUACGGAGACAAUCAAACACAGGAAGAAAAGCUCUAUGGUGUUGGAGGGUUUAUGCCCUAUGGAUGGAAAGGAGUCCUCUCAGGGGCAGCCACGUGUUUUUAUGCUUUCGUGGGAUUUGACUGUAUUGCUACUACAGGCGAGGAGGUAAAAAACCCUCAGAAGGCCAUUCCUAUUGGCAUCGUGGCAUCUCUGCUCAUCUGCUUCGUGGCUUAUUUUGGCGUGUCAGCUGCCCUGACGCUCAUGAUGCCUUACCACCAGCUGGAUACCAAUAGCCCUUUACCCAAUGCCUUUAAAUAUGUGGGUUGGGAUGGAGCCAAUUAUGCAGUGGCUGUCGGUUCCUUGUGUGCACUUUCUACGAGUCUCCUUGGCUCCAUGUUUCCGAUGCCUCGAAUAAUUUAUGCUAUGGCAGAAGAUGGACUUCUCUUUAAAUUUUUGGCUAAAGUCAACGAGAAGAGAAAAACUCCAAUAAUUGCAACAGUGACAUCAGGGGCCGUUGCAGCUGUUAUGGCCUUUUUCUUCGACUUGAAAGAUCUUGUGGAUCUCAUGUCCAUCGGGACCCUCCUGGCUUACUCCUUGGUGGCAGCCUGCGUGUUGGUACUGAGGUAUCAGCCAGAGCAGCCUAAUUUGGCAUACCAGAUGGCUAGGACAACAGAGGACACAGAUAACAACGAGUCUGUGAGCACCAGUGAGUCACAGGCUGGAUUUCUGCCAGAGGAAGAGGAGAAGUGUUCCCUCAAAGCCAUAUUGUGUCCCCCAAAUUCGGACCCUUCCAAAUUCUCUGGCUCAGUGGUGAACGUCUCAACCUUCAUCAUUGGUUUCCUUAUUGUUGGUAGCUGUAUCUUGACUGCCCUUGAGCCAAGCAUUCUGAUAAAGGCUGUAUGGAUUAUUGCUGCCAUCCUUGUUCUUGUUGUCAGCUUUGUUAUAUGGAAACAGCCUGAAAGCAAAACCAAGCUCUCCUUUAAGGUACCUCUUUUGCCCCUUCUUCCUGUUGUGAGUAUUUUUGUGAAUGUUUACCUCAUGAUGCAGCUAGACCUAGGCACGUGGAUACGGUUCGCAGUCUGGAUGCUCAUAGGCUUUGUCAUCUACUUUACCUAUGGAAUAUGGCACAGUGUGGAAGCCACCUACGCAACCUCAGCAGACGCAGAGCGAAACACGGACGCUGGUUCGGACAGCUGUAAAUGACUGCAUGUUUGGCUUAUGGGCAACUGGGGAAUGGCUGCAGUGAAGGAAGCUUUGUGGUGGGGAUCCUGGACCAGGUUACAUCUGGUUAAUCAGUAAUGGAGGAGUAAGGACUCCCCAGCCCUGUUGCUGCAGCUUGCGGUUUGCUUAGUAGCACGGUUAAAAGGGAUCACAAGGAAAAAAGCCAAACCUCUGGCGUACUCCCGGCGACACUGUCAGCUAAUCUGGGGCUAUGCGCUUCCCUUCCUCCCUCUCCUGUUUUGUUUUUUUUUUUUUCCCAGUGCGUAGAAAGAAAACUGCUUCUGUGUGCCAGUUAACCUUAAAUGCUGCUAUGAAACCAGGCCUCACAAAGGUCUUUCAGUAGCCCCGGGAAUUACCUCCCCACAGAUACUCUACCUGAUUAUACAUGGAGCAGAUUUUGCAGUGCUACUGUCAGGCUUAGACCAGAUCCAUCCUUCACCUGAUGUGAGCUG
Gymnogyps californianus (California condor) is the source of this 2345-nucleotide messenger RNA. RefSeq names its product solute carrier family 7 member 1 (gene SLC7A1). Gene Ontology annotation, cellular component: plasma membrane. Gene Ontology annotation, biological process: amino acid transport; transmembrane transport. The record is from RefSeq and is a predicted model, not a curated record. Lineage: Eukaryota; Metazoa; Chordata; Aves; Accipitriformes; Cathartidae. Gene Ontology annotation, molecular function: amino acid transmembrane transporter activity. The transcript is spliced from 11 exons. Bases 1 to 1875 code for a protein of 624 amino acids.